Molecule: messenger RNA, 11651 nt
Organism: Melospiza melodia melodia
Lineage: Eukaryota; Metazoa; Chordata; Aves; Passeriformes; Passerellidae
Gene: ERBB4
Product: erb-b2 receptor tyrosine kinase 4
Exons: 27
Coding region: 139-3831 (1230 amino acids)
Biological process (GO): multicellular organism development; cell surface receptor protein tyrosine kinase signaling pathway; negative regulation of apoptotic process
Cellular component (GO): basal plasma membrane; signaling receptor complex; plasma membrane
Molecular function (GO): transmembrane receptor protein tyrosine kinase activity; epidermal growth factor receptor binding; ATP binding
Source: RefSeq, a predicted model, not a curated record
GCGGCGGCCGGGGCCCCGCGGGCCGCCGCGGCGGCGCAGGCAGUGUGUGCUGGCACUGAGAACAAGCUGAGCUCCCUGUCUGACCUGGAGCAGCAGUACCGGGCCCUGCGCAAGUACUAUGAGAACUGUGAGGUGGUGAUGGGCAACCUGGAGAUCACCAGCAUCGAGCACAACAGGGACCUCUCCUUCCUGAGGUCUAUCCGAGAGGUCACGGGCUAUGUGCUGGUGGCUCUGAACCAGUUUGAGUACCUGCCCCUGGAGAACCUGCGCAUCGUGCGUGGGACCAAGCUCUACGAGGAGAGAUACGCUCUGGCCAUAUUCCUUAACUACAGGAAGGAUGGCAACUUUGGACUCAGGGAACUUGGCUUGAGGAACCUGACAGAGAUACUGAAUGGAGGGGUGUAUGUUGGCCAGAACAAAUUCCUCUGCUUUGCAGACACCAUUCAUUGGCAAGACAUCGUGAGGAACCCCUGGGCCUCCAACUUCACUCUGGUUCCAACCAACGGCAGCUCAGGAUGUGGUCGUUGCCACAAGUCCUGCACAGGAAGGUGCUGGGGACCCACAGAGAAUCACUGCCAGACCUUGACCAAGACCGUGUGUGCAGAGCAGUGUGACGGGCGCUGCUACGGGCCCUACGUCAGCGACUGCUGCCACCGCGAGUGCGCCGGCGGCUGCUACGGACCCAAGGACACCGACUGCUUUGCCUGUAUGAAUUUCAAUGACAGUGGUGCCUGUGUCACCCAGUGCCCCCAGACCUUUGUGUACAACCCCACCACCUUCCAGCUGGAGCACAACCACAACGCCAAGUACACCUACGGGGCUUUCUGCGUCAAGAAGUGCCCACACAACUUUGUGGUAGAUUCCAGCUCCUGUGUCCGGGCAUGUCCAAGCUCCAAGAUGGAGGUUGAAGAAAAUGGCAUUAAGAUGUGCAAGCCCUGCACUGACAUUUGUCCUAAAGCAUGUGAUGGCAUUGGGACAGGGAGUUUGGUGUCAGCUCAGACAGUGGAUUCCAGCAACAUUGACAAGUUUGUAAACUGCACCAAGAUCAAUGGCAACCUUAUCUUCCUUGUCACUGGGAUUCAUGGAGACCCCUAUCACACGAUCGCUGCCAUCAAUCCGGAGAAAUUAAAUAUCUUCCAAACAGUGAGAGAGAUAACAGGGUAUUUGAACAUACAGUCUUGGCCUGAGAAUAUGACAGACUUCAGGGUGUUUUCUAACUUGGUUACCAUUGGUGGGAGAGCUCUCUAUAGUGGCCUUUCCUUGCUCAUCCUAAAGCAACAAGGCAUCACUUCCCUGCAGUUCCAGUCCUUGAAGCAAAUCAGUGCUGGCAACAUCUACAUCACAGACAACAGCAAUUUGUGCUACUACCACACUGUCAACUGGACCAGCCUGUUCAGCACCCCCAGCCAAAAGACAGUGAUCCACAGGAACAAAAAGGCAGAGAACUGCACUGCUGAUGGCAUGGUGUGCAACGAGCUGUGCUCCAGUGAUGGCUGCUGGGGGCCAGGGCCAGACCAGUGCCUGUCCUGCAAGCGCUUCAUCCGGGGCAGGACCUGCAUCGACUCCUGCAACCUCUACGACGGGGAAUUCCGAGAGUUUGCCAACGGCUCUGUGUGUGUGGAGUGUGAUCCCCAGUGUGAGAAGAUGGAGGAAAACAUGAUCACCUGCUACGGGCCGGGUCCUGACCACUGCACCAAGUGUUUCCAUUUUAAGGAUGGUCCAAAUUGUGUGGAAAAAUGUCCUGAUGGCUUGCAGGGGGCCAACAGCUUCAUUUUCAAGUAUGCCGAUGAGGAUCGGGAGUGCCACCCGUGUCAUCCCAACUGCACCCAAGGGUGUAGAGGCCCAGCUAGUCAUGACUGCAUUUUCUAUCCAUGGACACGGCAGUCCACUCUGCCCCAGCACGCUAGAACCCCCCUGAUUGCUGCUGGAGUCAUUGGUGGCCUCUUCAUCAUCGUCAUCAUGGGCCUGACGUUCGCCGUGUAUGUGCGGCGCAAAAGCAUCAAGAAGAAGAGAGCCUUGAGAAGGUUCCUGGAGACUGAGCUGGUGGAACCCUUGACCCCGAGCGGCACGGCGCCCAACCAAGCCCAGCUCCGCAUCCUGAAGGAGACAGAGCUAAAGAGAGUCAAGGUCCUGGGCUCUGGAGCCUUUGGAACAGUGUACAAGGGAAUCUGGGUCCCUGAGGGAGAAACAGUAAAGAUUCCUGUGGCCAUUAAGAUCCUUAAUGAGACCACUGGUCCAAAAGCCAAUGUGGAAUUUAUGGAUGAAGCUCUCAUCAUGGCCAGCAUGGACCACCCACACCUGGUGAGACUCCUGGGUGUCUGCCUGAGCCCCACCAUCCAGCUGGUCACUCAGCUGAUGCCUCAUGGCUGCCUCCUGGAUUACGUCCAUGAACAUAAGGAUAACAUUGGCUCCCAGCUCCUGCUGAACUGGUGUGUUCAAAUAGCUAAGGGAAUGAUGUACCUGGAAGAGAGGAGACUUGUCCACAGGGACCUGGCAGCCAGGAAUGUCCUGGUGAAAUCACCAAACCACGUGAAAAUCACUGACUUUGGCUUGGCCAGGCUCCUGGAAGGGGAUGAAAAGGAGUACAAUGCUGAUGGGGGCAAGAUGCCAAUUAAGUGGAUGGCUCUGGAGUGCAUACACUACAGGAAAUUUACCCAUCAGAGUGAUGUGUGGAGCUAUGGAGUGACCAUCUGGGAGCUGAUGACCUUUGGUGGGAAGCCAUACGAUGGAAUUCCAACUCGAGAGAUCCCCGACCUGCUGGAGAAGGGAGAGCGCCUGCCCCAGCCCCCAAUCUGCACUAUUGAUGUCUAUAUGGUGAUGGUGAAGUGCUGGAUGAUUGAUGCUGACAGUCGGCCAAAAUUCAAGGAGCUGGCUGCUGAAUUCUCCAGAAUGGCUCGAGACCCUCAGAGAUACCUGGUGAUUCAGGGAGAUGAUCGCAUGAAGCUCCCAAGCCCAAAUGACAGCAAGUUCUUCCAAAAUCUUCUUGAUGAGGAAGACCUGGAAGAUAUGAUGGAUGCUGAAGAGUAUCUUGUUCCUCAAGCCUUCAACAUUCCUCCUCCCAUCUACACCUCCAGGACAAGAAUUGAUUCCAACAGGAACCAGUUUGUGUACCGGGAUGGCGGCUACACUGCCGACGUGCCAAUGCCCUACAGGGCUCCGGGCUGCAUCAUUCCAGAAGCCCCAGCUGCUCAAGGGGCCACAGCAGAGAUCUUUGAAGACUCUUGCUGCAAUGGCACGAUGCAGAAGCAGAAGCAGGUGGCAACCCUGGCAAAGGAGGACAGCAGCACCCAGAGGUACAGCGCCGACCCCACUGUCUUCAUUCCCGAGCGCGUCGUGCGGGGAGAGCUGGAUGAGGACGGGUACAUGACACCGAUGAGAGACAAACCUAAAACAGACUACCUGAACCCAGUGGAAGAGAACCCAUUUGUUUCCCGCCGGAAGAACGGAGAUCUCCAAGCUGUGGACAGCCCAGAGUACCACAGUGCUCCCAACGGGCAGCCCAAAGCAGAGGACGAGUACGUGAACGAGCCCUUGUACCUCAACACCUUCGCCAACACCUUGGAAAACGCCGAGUACCUGAAGAACAAUUUGCCAGAGAAAGCCAAGAAGGCCUUUGACAACCCAGACUACUGGAACCACAGCCUGCCCCCACGGAGCACCCUCCAGCACCCGGACUACCUGCAAGAGUACAGCACAAAAUACUUUUACAAACAGAACGGACGGAUCCGGCCCAUAGUGGCAGAGAAUCCCGAAUACCUCUCUGAGUUCUCCCUGAAGCCUGGCACUGUGCUGCCCCCGCCGCCCUACAGACACCGGAACACCGUGGUGUAGUGGCUGUGCUCUCACUCAAGUGGAAAGGCAACCCCUUCUAGCUGCCUCACUCUCGCUCCCCCUUUCUCCCUGCCCUUGCCCCUCCUUCCUCCCUCCCUCCCUCUCUUUCUCCCAUGAGCUUCCUCUUCUUGCCAGUUCACUCAUUUUUGAUAUUUCUAAGUGAAAGGAUGUCUUGGAGUUGGUUGCAGAUUGGGUUGAGAGCCAAGGAAGGAAGGAAAGAGACUGAAAGAAGGAGUGUACAACCUGGCUUUCCCAGUGUCGGCGGACGCGGGGGUUGGAUGCCCAGAGAAGCCAGGUGGUACCAGCAAAGGCCAGUGGCAGUGCUGCUGUCGAGCUUGUUCUCAGUGACUCAACUGUAGGGAAAGCCACAGAAAGGCUGAUUCUUUCAGCAGGAACUGAUGAGAGUCUGUACAGCAUUCCUGGAAAUCUCCAUGCAAUUUCCAUCAGGGUGAAAAAUGGACAAUUUUUAUAUCCUGUGUGAUAGCGUAGUAAUUGAGAUUGAGAAUCCAAUUUCUUUCUCUAACACUUUCUAUCCCAGCAACUGAAAAUGGCUAACAUAGCUUUUCAAAAACAUUCAGAUCUUCAUUGUGGCUUUCCAAGAAAUGAUGAUGUGACUCCCACAUACAGCUAAGCCCCUCUUCUGAGCCACACCGUGAUUUUGUGCCAAUUCCCAGCCACAGAGACUCCUGCUCAGAACUGCUACCUGACAUGACCAUUUUUGUAUGUGUGCCAACACAACAAUCACUCUAAACACAAAAUACCUUUCAGAAGAGAGUAACAAAACCACACCUCCAAUAUGUUCAUUUGAAGCUAAAAACCCAGGCCAAGAAAUGAAGAUUUGUAUGCCAAAAGCUUUGCUUUCCUGUUUUAUACCUGCUGACUAUAAACACUUCAAAAGAUUGUCACUAAUUCUUCCCUCUUUUUCUUCAUGGUCAUGAAGGGAGCUGGGGAUGCUGUCAGGCAACACUGAGGACAAGAUAGAGAACUGAAAAGUUUGAUUUUCUGUGGGGUGGGGUGGGAAGGGUCCUUUAAACUGGAAGACAGACACUGGACUGGAGAAAACGCACAUAGCGGUUCACUGGAAAGUUAGUUUGCACUUAACCUCUGAUUUUAUUUGAACUGUUUUCUGGAUUUUGAAUGAAGCAAUAUGGAAGUGACCAGCAAAAUACAAAAUAAUAAUUUUAAAUUAAAAAAGAAAUAUAAAUUAUUUGUAAAGGAUGACUGUGGAAAUGCCAAAAUGAAGCAAAUCAAGUCUUUGGAACAAUGUCUGCCACUCCUGAGAGGCCGAUGCAGUGACUGCUUCAGAGAAUUCAGUGAGAGAGCAGCCAGCUCUUUCUGCUGCUCUAUGAAGGACAGCAGAGCAAGCCCUGGAAAGGAUCAGGGGAGGCAAAUGUCCUGCUCUGCCUUGCAGCACAGUACAGAAUACCAUUUUUCUAAAAGGAGGAUUACUCUGGCACAGAAGACAGUGCAUAUGAGGUUUGAGAAGUCAAAAUGUGCAUGAUUUGCAGAGCUUUCUGUGAAAAAUGUAAAUAAGUAUGAGUCAGUCUCCUUGCACUUAAUUCUGCUUUUAUCAACCUCAGUUUUUAGGUAGACACCCCCUGACCUGCUCCUCUUUGGAAAAGUCUUUCAAACCAGAGUUCUGGACGUUUUUAGUGAUCUGGGGCAGAUGGAGCUGGGAAAGGAGGCACCAAGGCUUGCUCCUGGCACACCAACACUGUGUGUGUAAGAGCAUUUGUGAGCCUACUUCCCGUCAAACAUCUUAAGGAAGCUUUGGAGAUCUGCCUGUCUCUAUCCAUCAAGGCUUUUAAGGGGAAGAAACAAUACCUGGUGGCUGGCAACCGUGGGUGAUGCAACAGUAUUUCAGUUUAUGUGCUUCAGCUCUGUUAGGGCCGAGACGUUUGGGGUGACCUAACCUGGCAACAAAACCAGCAACAACCAGGGAUCUGGAAAUGGCAUCACCCUCCUCUAAACUCCUGCCAUUCCAACAGCUUGCCACCUUUAAUCUUAGGGAAGCAGAGGAAGGGAGUAAGAAACAAGCAAUGGUUACCUGAAGCUUAGUAGGUCAGCUUGACAAAGGUGUGAAGAGAUGUUCAACCUGGCUUGGUUGUUCCCCUCGUAGAUGGAAAACACACUGUGAUCACAAGGCUGGUUCAGCUGUUGGUGCACCAGGUGUGUCCAGGUGUGCAUCAAGUACAAAGCUGAAGGUUCUGAAAGCAGCAACAACAGGUACAGAUCUUUGAGCUGGUAAAGGAGAUCUUGGGUCAAGUGGUGCCAAGGUGGUUUGUGGUGAUAUGACCACUGUCAUGGAUAGAUGGAUACAAUCUGCACUGAAGGACCUCUUCUGGUGCCUCUGGUAGCUCCUCGGGGGACAGGGGCACACACUGGGCACAGGCUGGGGCACAGGGGGUGGCACGAGGCCCUGGGGGGCUGCUCCAGGCAAGGUUUGCCCACAGCAGUGCCCACAGGGUGUCUCUGCCAGGCUGGGACAGGGAGCAGCACAGGAAUGUGGGUGUCCCGUUUCAGCAGGACCAUAGGUAGGUGGAGAAAGGUUGAUUUGUCCCCAGACAGGUCUUGUAACAGAGUAACUCCUGAUGGAGAAAAACUAUAAAAUAAAAAGCUGGCUCAGCUCGCAUGUUUGAAUUGAGAGCUGAACUCAGAGGCUGCUGGGACAGAGGCAGGCACACCUCCAGAGCCAGGCACUGGGAUGGAGCUGCUCACGCAAGGUGAGGCCUGUUUGUUCCUCUGGUAAUGAAGUAGUGCUCGUGUUAGAAACAAGCCCAUGGAGUAAUCCAAGUGUAAAUACUGGUGGGGUUUAACAAUUUAACGUUUUAUUUCUUACAAGGCUUGAAUUAUUUAUUAAUUUUAUUUGUUGACUGUGGGUGUGCUAUAAUAUAUUAAGUAGCAUGGAAAUGCAGAAGUUCCUGCAGGUGGGGCAGCAGGAAAGCUGGAAGAGGAACUUGGGCUCUGCCUGGCAGCCAGGAUGAGCCAUGCAGAGCCAUGCUAGUGGGGUCUGGGAUAGCAGAGGACAGGCAGAGGCUUAAUGAGCACAGUGAUUCGGGAGGAGGGAGAGCUCCACACACUGCAGCUUCUCAAUUUUUAAUUUUUAAUUAUUUUCUGAGCUUCUGGUUUGAGUUGCAGUUGCCAAAACUGGCCCUUGAGUUCCAUGCUGUGCCAGUCACCACUUGCCCAACAGAUGGGCCUGUGUGGUGCUGAGGCUGCUGGUGAACCAACCCAGAGAGCAGCAGAUAUCUGAACCCUGCCCCUUUCCUCUGCAGGAGAAGAUCUGAGCUUGGCUGGCAGGUUGUGCCUCUUUGCAACAGAUGGUUUAAUCAUGGCUAAAGAAAAAAGAAAGGGAAACUGAGAGCAGAAGUGUUUGGCUGCUUUAAUUCCAGCAGAAACUCCUGGCUGUCCCUAACUCACAUCUUUGCCUUACUGGGUAUUGCUGCUGGCUUGGGGAGAGAACUUGGGCAAGUGCACAUGGCAAAAUCAUGGCAAGCAUUCAGCUGGGAUUCAUAUGGGAUGAAAGAUGAGGGCCAAGGUCUUUAAUGCAUAAUGACAGGUUUGGGAGAAAAGCACAUAAAUCCACACACAAACUGCAUUUUGUCAGCACAAAGCAGCAGGUGAGGAUAUCAACAGAAGUACUUUGGGUGUGAUUCAGUCUGUAGUGCUACAGAAGUACCUGGUUAUGUUUUGUGGGAUUUAGAAUGCAGCCUCCUGUUUAUAAAUGUUCUGGUUCCUCCUGCCAUGGCCGGUGCCACAGGAGAGCAGUGACCAACUUUUCAAGAGCACCUUUUUACCUGAGUGUGGAUCAGCCAUUAUCCAAGGCACAAAGCAACCUGCUAAAGGAAAGAGAACAACAUUUAUUAUUUUCUCCUGAUCUCUUUCAGUGUAACUUGUCCUAGCUGUUAUUACCUACCUGAGGGUUAUUGCAAGCAGAUGCUGGGGCCAAUUGACUCACUUUAACAAAAUUGGCUGAAACCAACUCCUUUUACAUUUACUUCUUCAGAUCUUUUCAGAUUUUUCUUUUUCAGCAAAACAGCCAAGAGGGAUUUUUUUUACAUGGCCAUUGGCUCAGAUGUCGCAGAGUAUUUACAACUAUAUUUCAAACAGGUUGUCUCUCUCAGGUAGCAAGAGAUGGAAAUAAAUCUGCAAUAGGAGCCAUCAUGCAGGUCUGUUUGAGGUAGCCUGAAAUCCUUUUCUGUGUACAAAGAAAUGCUGUAUUACCCCUGGAUGUACCACUUACUUAGUAGGAAAUGUGCUUCUUGACUGCAAGGCUCAUCUGCAAUGAUCUGACACCUGUUCCCACUAAAGAUCUCACCCUCAGCCAGCACCAAUCCCAGCCCAGAAGGAAGGAAAGUGGCAGCUCUGGAAGAGCAGCUCAGCCCUGACUCUGUGGAUCCACUCUUUCCAUAGCUUUAGGUAAAGAUGGACAGCACAGGGGAGGAGUGGUGAGGUGAGUCAGCCUAGAAAUACAGCUUGGUUUUGGGGAUGGAAAAUCAAACAUUAAAGAAAAAAAAUCUAUUUUUGUCUAAUGGUGUGUCUGUGUAGGUGUUGCACAUCAUGGUGGCAGCUAAUGGAAUGAUGGAAUUGUGUGAGCUCCUUUAUUCCACCUAGGAGAUGAAGAGACAAGGCAGAAUGAGGCUGUUGGUCUUGUAAUUCCCCAGGAUAACUGGAGGCAUCCCCAUGAGCUGUGCUUCCCUGGCAGCCCAGGAGCCCUGGGCAGGCAUGUCCUUACAGAAAGGACAGCACCCACAGGGACGCUCCCACUGCAGCCUGCCAGCCUGUGGGGAGGAAGGAAUGGAGCCCCAGAGGUGCCCUGGGCAGUGCCCAUGGGUCAGGGUUGGCUGCUCCCACCCUGGUUUCCCAAGUGCAUUUCAGAACUAUGGAGCUCAGAUAGGUAUUUACGUGCUAGGAAGGAUUCUUGGCUUGAGGGUGACUGGUGAAAAAGAAGCUUUAGAAUAAUGGGAGCCAGGCCUGCAGUUUUCAGUCACCUCUUUGGCUCUUAGAGGACAUCUCAGUGGGGAUGAUGGCACCUCAAUGUCCCUUUGGCAAGGCUUUUUCAGAAGGUGGUGGCACAUGAAGUCUCUGCACCUGCUCAUUUCCAGCUGUCACUUGCUGUAGUCUCACUCCUGUGGAUCUUGGACCUCUGCUGCUGACAAAACAGCUCAUCUGUGGUUAUGUAAAAAUCUUGGAUUUGGAUCAGGUUGUUUUUCUAGGUAGGGUGACUGGCUCUAGUGCUUGUGUUCCAUCAAGCAGGGAGCUGCAGUUAUCCCACAGAGUAGCCUCUGCACUGCACUGUGUGUGCAGGAUUCCCUCUUUUUUAUUUUCUGCCUGUUGCUAAUCAUUACUUAUAAAGGUAGAAAAGGUCACUGUUACAAAUGGGGCUUUCAGACUGGGAACAAAUAGAGAAAUAAAGCUAUGUGGUUUGGACUCUAAAAUGUCCAAAAAUCAUGUCUCUAUGUUAGUUCAAUAUUAUUUUAGCACAAUUUUGGGUGGAAUGGUGGUUUGUUCCAAUGGUAGGCUCCUUGCUCUUGAGGAGAUCACAGGCAGGUGAGGCUGAGGUUGGUGGUGGUGCUGCAGUGAUGGCUGGGAUCUGCCUGUAGUUUUGGACAAUGCAGAGCACUUUUUAGGGAGCUUUGUGGUUGUUCAGGUCUGAGUGAUGGUGGUGGGACUCAGUGGGGCUUGAACUGUAGCCAGUGUCAUCUAACCAGAGCCAGAGGGACACUUUCUGCCCAGGGUGUCCUCCAGCUGGGGUCUGUGGCAACAAUACAGGAAAAGGUGUGAGGGGGAACAUCCCAAUAGGAAACUAGAGGAGUCAAAGCUGGGUAAUUUUUCCCCCUUUUUUUAAAUUUAAUUUUAGAAGUGAGCUUUGUGUACCUUGGCAGAGAGAGGUUUCAAGGGGAGUUUUGUAAGGUGUUAGGCAGUGCGAGUAGUUCUGUCCCAGUUAUUCUCCCCUCACCAACAAAAAAGCCAUGAAAUCACCCUCCAGCAGUGUUUUGGAUGAGCCCUUCACCUGCUGUGGAGGUGCAUCCUGGCCAGCACCCUCAGGCUGCUGGCUCAGGUGUGACCAGGGCCACAGGUACAGGAGCUGUCACCAAGCACCAUUUGCCAGCAGUUUGGUCCCCAGCCCAACCUUUGAGCUCUCCUAGGGGGAAACACUGCAUUGUCCAUAGCACUCUGAAGACUAAACCCUUUUGGGAUAACCACAGUAGGGAACUGUGACUGGUAUUUUCUAAGUGUAGAUAUGUAUGCUGUUCUUUCGAGGUAAGGUACUCUGACAUAUGUAGCAUAAACUGGUCCUGCUGUUAAAUGGGUCGAUUAUUAACUGAGCAGCUGUGUAGGGGGUAGCUAACUUUGAAUGCAUGAAAUCACUGGAUUUGGGAUGGGAGGUAGGUACUGGCUGCUUGUGGGGGUACUUAUGGUGGGGUAAUGCAAGAGGGAAAUGCAGGUGAAGGAGAAAACUGGGAAUUUUUUAUAGCAUUUUAAAGAUGGAAAUCGGUACCCAUUCGAUACAUUAUUCACAAUGGUUUUAAUCCCUUCUUUUGCUCAGUUUUUGCUACUUCCCCAAUAUUGUAAGCUGGAAUUGCUAUAUAGGUAUCAGGGAAGGGAAACUGAGGGGAAAAGAAGUCUCUUUCUAAGAACAGAGAUAGCCAAAUUUUAUUUCCUGACCUGGUGGUCUUGAACCACUGACUUUUCAGAUGAGGCUCCAAUUCAGGCCCAGGGUAUGACAUUGGUGUCCCCUUGGAAUCAAAGGCUCCCACCUGGCAGGGGACACUGGGGUAGCACUGGGCUCCUGGUGCCAGCAUGGCCCAGCCCAGAGGAACCAGCAGCACACACAGGUGGGGUGGUCUGGGUUCCUGUCAAUCCUCCCUGUUCUGAAAGAGCCACAACAUCAAACAACAAUACUUCUGCCUUAUGAAGUACCUUCAGAAGAAGAGAAGUGUCAGCAAGUUGGGGAAGACACUCAUUUCUUGCAAAGUGAUGCAUUCAGAGUUAGCUGCCUUUCUGAAACAAAAAUAAAAAGAAAUUCAAUACCUACUGUAUGUUACUUUGAAAAUGUGAAUAGUAUUUUUAUAGCUUGUUAAAGACACAGCUAGUUGCAUUUGUAAAUAAGGAUAAUGUUGCUUUUAUUUUCCUUGUGGACUCCAUUGUUUGGAACAUAAUUGUCCUUAGGGUUGAUUUGUAUAUAGGUAAUUUGCUUGUGAUUUAAGCCGCUCCUCCCCUUUCCUUUCUCUCCCUCCCUCCCCACCCUCUGGUUUUGGUUAGAGGUACCAUUUUCAGCAUUCUGUGUGAUUCUGUGUUUUAGCACUGUUGUGGUGUGUUCAGACUUUCUGCACUUGCUUACACAGUAGGGUAUGCCAAUCGUGUGUGGCGUAAUGUUCCUUUAACCUUUCCUUUCUCAUAUUUUAGCUGUUGGGAAUUAUACACUGUUAAAAUACUUACUGACCUGGGUUAAUAUUAGGUACAUAUUUUAGCAUAAUUUCCCUUCUUUUCAUGGUUUCUCGGGUUUUUUCUUUUUGUUUAUUUUUCCUUUCCCUUCCCUUUUGUCUUGUUUGGAAGCUGGGAAGAAACCUGUGGAUCUUCUCUUUGUGUGGUUCUAUUCCCCACUCCCGUGUGCAGCCCAGAGUUUCUCCUCAUGGUCCUUGGGGUAGAGCUUUAUCUGUUUGUUAAGGCAAAUGUAGACUGCGACCCACCUUGCAUCAACCCACGCUCAUCCCAGCUGAACAAUUUGAAAACUGUUCUGCCUUUUUGUUACAUGAAUCUGUCAGAAAUAUAUUUUUAAUUUAAUAUAAAUGAAAUUCAAUAAAAUAUGAAACAAA